Molecule: messenger RNA, 1155 nt
Organism: Acaulospora morrowiae
Lineage: Eukaryota; Fungi; Glomeromycota; Glomeromycetes; Diversisporales; Acaulosporaceae
Source: the annotation of a GenBank genome assembly
GUGGAAUUUCGGGAAGCGCUUUAGCUUGUGCUUUGGCAUCAUCCGGGAUAAUAGAAUCUAAGCGUGUUGCCCUCGUCGAAUUUAGUGAUGUGUCGUAUUUGAAAGAAUGGAAACCCUCGCACGAUCAUUUUUCUAAUCGAGUUAGUUCAUUGACUCCUCGAUCUGUCGAAUUCUUUACGGAUAUAGGAGUAUGGGAAAACGUAAUUCAAGAACGCGUUAAACCAUUCAAAGAUAUGCAAGUAUGGGAUGGAAUUACUGAUGCUAGAAUAACAUUCAAUUGUAAAGAUCACAACACCUUUCUUACAAAUCUAGGAAAUAUUGCGUGGAUUGCGGAGAAUCAUAAUAUUCAGCAGGCGAUUCUCACUCGGCUUUCACAAUACAAAGGAAACAAUAAUUUAACAUUUUUCGAAAAUACCAAAGUUGAAAGAAUUACUUUCGAUAAUUAUAUUGGGGGUGGAGGCAUUAGUGAAAAAUUUGAACUUUCGGACUGGCCUAGCUUAAAGUUAAGUGAUGGCAAAAUUUUAAAAACCAGAUUGUUGGUUGGAGCUGAUGGAAUUAACUCGCUUGUUCGUUCCUUCGUCAACAUUGAAUCACUAGGGUGGGAUUAUGAUGCACAUGCAGUGGUAGCUACCUUGCACGUGGAUCCUUUGGUGGAAAAUACAACAGCAUGGCAAAGGUUUUUACCAACCGGACCUAUCGCAAUGUUACCGAUGCAAAAUGGAAUUUCCUCAAUGGUGUGGUCCACGACUCCCAAUCUUUCUUCUAAAAUACGAUCACUUGGAAAAAGGGAAUUUGUUCACCUGGUGAAUGCGGCAUUUCGACUUCGUGUUGCAAACCUAGAAUAUUUUUAUUCUCAGCUAGAAAACGAUGGUUUUAAUAUUAAAGAUGAAUUUGAAUGGAGACACAGUGUUGAAUCAGAAGAAGCAAAAUUCACGUUGCCGCCACUUGUUUUGGACGUUCAGGAGAAGAGUCGGGCUGGGUUUCCGCUACGAAUGAGAAAUUCCGAGAGUUAUGUCAAAGAGCGGGUUGCACUUGUGGGCGAUGCUGCUCAUGCAAUUCAUCCGCUUGCUGGACAAGGAUUAAAUCAAGGUCUGGCUGAUGUGCAAUGUCUAGCAAAAGUAAUUAAUCAUGGAGUAAUUACUGGACAGGAUAUUG